AUGACUAGUCAAAUAUUAGAUCUAGUAAGGCGCUUUAAGGUCUUAUGUGAAAGGAAUCCAGACAAGUCAGAGGCUGUUGUUGCUAUUGAAGUCCUUGCGCAACUUCAUGAAUGUUCCGAUGUCACAACCGUCCAAGGUCUUCAUGAUGUAAUGAAUGCAGCCAUAGAACGUAUGUGGAAAGAGGGAGUUAGCAAUCUUUCCGUUAUAUCAGCUUGUGAAUUAUUCCAGCGUUUUAUUACUCUAGCAACACUGGAUACAGUCGAUUUUGAUGAGUGUAAAAGAGUUCUUUCUGAGAGAGCCCAGAUAUUUAUCAGAAAGGUCGGUUCAUGUAGGCGAAAAAUAGCAGAAAACUCCCUGAAUUACAUCCCCAAUGGUUCAGUGAUAUUCUUGCAUUCUUAUUCCCGUGUUGUUCUUGCUGCACUGGAAUAUGCUGCAUCUACUCAAAAGCGUCUUCAUUGUUAUGUGACAACGUGUGCACCUAGCGGGCUGGGUGCAAAAAUGACGAAAGCGUUGGCUAAAUUAAAAAUUUCCUGUACUCUUGUUCCAGACAACUCUCUUGCUUACUUGAUGCCACAAGUCGACCUUGUUGUUUUGGGGGCUGAAGCUGUAGUGGAAAGUGGUGGAAUAUUAAAUAUGCUUGGUUCUUCACUAAUUGCAAUGACAGCAUCUUCAUUUGGUAGACCAGUUUAUGUGCUUGCAGAAUCUUUUAAAUUUAUGCGAUGUUAUCCUCUUGAUCAGCGUCAUAUUCCUGAUGAGUUCAAAUGGUCUUACGAUCACGAGUGUGGAUCAUUAUCACCGUCAGCUCUAUUAAUUUUAAGAGAUGGGAACAACUGUUUAACUCAGGAUGAAAAUAAUUGUGAUUUUCCAGAAAUGAAAACAGCAUGGGCUGAUGUUGAAGCACAAAGAGUUCCUGUAAUUGAACAAAAAAUGCCUCGAGUAGACUAUACAAGUCCAUGUUACAUUAAUUAUCUUAUAACAGAUCUAGGUGUCUUAACACCUUCAGCUGUUAGUGAUGAAUUGAUUAAAUUGUAUUUAUAA
Messenger RNA from Schistosoma rodhaini, 1038 nucleotides. Lineage: Eukaryota; Metazoa; Platyhelminthes; Trematoda; Strigeidida; Schistosomatidae. The record is from the annotation of a GenBank genome assembly.